AUGGAGGAACGCGGGUCCCCCGACGGGGACCCUGAGCGCAACCCGGAGCAUGGGCCGGAGGGACUGGAAACGCCCAUCCAGGUGGUGCUCAGGGUGCGACCCAUGAACGCGGCCGAGCUCCGACGAGGGGAGCCGAGCGCGCUGCACUGUGCCGGGAGCCGCACUCUACAGGUGAGCCCUCCGGGAGGUGCCCCGGACUUGGCAUUCCGCUUCGGAGCCGUGCUGGAUGGGGCGCGCACGCAGGAGGAAGUGUUCCACGCAUGCGGGGUGCAGCGCCUAGGCGAACUCGCCCUGCAAGGCUUCUCCUGCACCGUCUUCACCUUUGGACAGACGGGUUCCGGGAAGACAUAUACCCUAACAGGACCUCCUCCCCAGGGGGAGGGUAUGCCCGUGCCCCCCAGCUUGGCAGGCAUCAUGCAGAGGACCUUCUCCUGGCUACUGGACCGUGUGCAGUACCUGGGAGCCCCGGUCACUCUGCGGGCCUCGUACCUGGAGAUCUACAACGAGCAGGUUCGAGAUCUGCUGAGCCCGGGGUCCCCCCGGGUGCUCCCUGUUCGCUGGAACAAGAGCCGUGGCUUCUACGUGGAGCAGCUGCAGGUGGUGGAGUUCGGGGGUCUGGGCGCCCUCAUGGAACUCCUAUACUUGGGUCUGCGUCGCCGGCGGAGCUCCGCCCACACCCUGAACCAGGCGUCCAGCCGUAGCCAUGCCCUUCUCACUCUCUACAUCAGCCGCCAAGGCGCCCAACAGAUGCCACCUGUGGACCCCGGAGAACCUCCCGCGGGGGGGAAGCUGUGCUUUGUAGACCUGGCGGGCAGCGAGAAGGUGGCGGCCACCGGGUCCCGCGGGGAGCUCAUGCUCGAAGCGAACAGCAUCAACCGCAGCCUGCUGGCCCUGGGCCACUGCAUCUCUCUGCUACUGGACCCCCAGAAGAGGCAGAGCCACAUCCCCUUCCGGGACAGCAAGCUCACCAAGCUGCUGGCGGACUCGCUGGGAGGCCGAGGGGUCACGCUCAUGGUGGCCUGCGUGUCCCCCUCAGCCCACUGUCUCCCCGAGACACUCAGCACCCUGCGCUAUGCCAGCCGAGCUCAGCGGCUCACCACCCGGCCACAGGCGCCCAAGUCCCCCAUGACCAAGCAGCCCCCGCGUUUGGAGGCUGAGAUAUUGCAGCUCCAGGAAGAGAACCGUUGCCUGCGGUCCCAGCUGGGCCGAAUGGACCCUAAGGGCUCGGGGCUGGGCGGGGCCCGGGCAGCCUGGGCACAGCGGAAUCUGUACGGGAUGUUACAGGAGUUCAUGCUAGAGAACGAGACUCUCAGGAAAGAAAGGAGUCAGCUGCGGAGCAGCCGGGACCUGGCCCAGAACCAGCAGAGAGUCCUGGCCCAGCAGGUCCGGGAGCUGGAGCGGCGCCUCCUCAGCACCUGCUACCUUCACGCGGCAGGCCCUGGCCCGGCGCCCCUGUGCCCCUGUGUGGCAGGGCAUCUUCCCCGCUGCCAAGCCCUGCCCCCCAUCUGCUCCUGCUGUCACCUCUGCCCCCUGUGCCGAGCCCCGCUGAGCCACUGGGCCCUUCCAUGGAAGGAGGCGCCCCUGUGCCAGGCGUCUGACCCCAAGGCCCGGAGCUGCGUGUCUCUGUCUGCUCGGCCACCACCCUGGGCGCCCCCAGGCAGCCCUGGCUCUGCCUCACGCCUGCAAGGGAGGGACCACAGUGACUGGACCCAGACCCGCGUCCUGGCAGAGAUGCUGAAUGAGGAGGAGGAGGGCGUGGUUCCUUCUGCGCCCCCACUGCCCACGGGGGCCCCCAACCCACCGCCAGUGCCCAGAGGUGGGGCUGCGGUUCCAAACCUCGCCCGGAAGCUGGAGGCCCUCAGAGACCAGAUUGGCAGCUCCCUGCGACGGGGCCGGAGCCAGCCCCCCCGCAGCCAGGGCCCCAGAAGCCCUCGCUGA
Molecule: messenger RNA, 1938 nt
Organism: Sorex fumeus (smoky shrew)
Lineage: Eukaryota; Metazoa; Chordata; Mammalia; Eulipotyphla; Soricidae
Gene: KIF12
Product: kinesin family member 12
Exons: 19
Coding region: 1-1938 (645 amino acids)
Biological process (GO): microtubule-based movement
Molecular function (GO): ATP binding; microtubule motor activity; microtubule binding
Source: RefSeq, a predicted model, not a curated record